AUGCCUGUCGAUCAUGUUUCACAGAUUUUCCAGUCAAUGACUGCCGAACUGGAACAGGUAAUCGCUCGUUACCAAAGUUUAUUCCGGACUGAGGAACAUUUUCCCUCGUUGUUCAAUAAAACAGAAGCAUUCAGUCACAGUUACGUACGACCUUUAUCCUCUGCACUGGGUAUUCUCAAAGAGGCGCAGACUGCCCAUGAUAACUUUCGAGAACUGGAUUCGCGCUAUUUUCUUCCUCCGCUGAAAAAGGUUGCUGAUAUUCUACCACUUAUUUCGAAGCUGACCGCUGAACGAGAGCAAAUUGUCAAAGACCUGGACAAGAGCUCUAAGAAAUGCAUGAAGCUUGAAGGAUCAGAACGUACUGGGGAAAAUCUUGCCAAGUUAGCCAAGGUGCUAAUAGUUAUCCAAUUUAUUUCUUCUUAG
Molecule: messenger RNA, 423 nt
Organism: Echinostoma caproni
Lineage: Eukaryota; Metazoa; Platyhelminthes; Trematoda; Plagiorchiida; Echinostomatidae
Source: the annotation of a GenBank genome assembly